Funneliformis geosporum is the source of this 195-nucleotide messenger RNA. The record is from the annotation of a GenBank genome assembly. Lineage: Eukaryota; Fungi; Glomeromycota; Glomeromycetes; Glomerales; Glomeraceae.
GUGCUGAAAACUAAAGACUUGGUUCAAUUUGCCUUGACUGAUUUAGUUGUUCAUGAUCUAGUUCAAGAAGAGAUUAUAUUGCGAAAACUAUUUGAAGAUAGUAAAAGUUUAUCUAGCAGUAUUAUUGUAAUUGGAGUAGUAUCAGGCACACAAGCAAAUGCUAAUAUGCAAACUUGGUUCUAUUUUGUUAAAUAA